AUCAAACUUUCAAAUGCGUUUUCUUUCUCUUACUGCCUCUGCUGCAGCUCUCUUGUUACUCGGUGGCAUUGCCGACGCCAAAGUCAACGUACUAUCAUGGGAUGAAGCAUACGAAAAAGCUCAUGCUCUUGUUGAUAAAAUGUCCCUUGAAGCAAAGGUUAAUAUCACAACUGGUGUUGGAUGGAAAGGCGGUCUUUGUGUCGGUAACACCUACCCUGUUUCAGAACCUGCUUUCCCUGCCCUUUGUUUGCAAGAUGCUCCUCUAGGUAUGCGAUGGGCUAGUAAUGUUACCUCUGGUGUUUCUGGUAUCAAUGCUGCUGCCUCUUUUGACAAGGAAGCUAUCCUUGCUCGUGGUCAUUAUAUGGGUCAAGAAUUUCAUGGCAAAGGUGUUCAUAUUCAAUUAGGUCCUGCUGUCAACUUUAUGAGAUCACCUGAAGGUGGUCGUGGCUGGGAAUCUGGAGGCGAAGAUCCUUAUUUACAAGGUGUCAUGGCUGCAGAGACCAUUAAGGGUAUUCAAGAAGAAGGUGUGAUUGCUACCGUCAAGCACUUUAUCCUCAAUGACCAAGAACUCAACAGAAAAGCUUCCAGCUCCAAUGCUGAUUCUCGUACCUUCCAUGAAGUCUAUCUUUGGCCUUUUGCUCGUGCUGUAGAAGCUGGUGUUGGCUCUGUGAUGUGUAGUUACAACCAAUUGAAUGGUACAUGGGCCUGUGAAGACGAUUAUUCAUUGAACCAAGUCUUGAAGGGUGAACUUGGAUUCAAGGGUUUUGUGCAAUCUGACUGGGCUGCCACUCACUCCACGGCCAAGGCUGCUAAUGGCGGUUUGGACAUGACCAUGCCUGGUGACAUUGAAUUUGAAUCCCACGACUCUUAUUUUGGUGCUAAUUUGACUUUGGCUGUCAAGAACAAGGAAGUCAAGGAAGAACGUGUGACUGAUAUGGCUUUGCGUAUCGUUGCUGCCUGGUACAAGAUGGGUCAAGAUAAAGACUUCCCUGAGACCCGUAUCAAUGGUUUUCACCGUGACCAAGAACCUUUUGUUGAUGUUCAAGGAGAUCAUUACAAGUUAGCUCGUGAAAUGGCUGCUGCUUCCACUGUACUUUUAAAAAACGAUGGUGUUUUACCUAUUGACAAAAAGAAGAUCAAAAGUGCUGCCCUUAUUGGUAGUGGCAUCAAAAAGAACCCUAAUGGCAUUAACAGUUGUGAAGAUCAUGGUUGUUUGAUUGGUCACCUUGCUCAAGGUUGGGGUUCUGGUACUGCUGAUUUCCCUUACUUGAUUGAUCCUCUUACUGGUCUCUCUGAUGCUUUUGGAAAGGAUGUUGCCAUCAAGUCUUCAGAUAAUGAUUGGGAUCUUGAUGCUGCUGCUAAUGCUGCCAAGGAUGCUGAAGUUGCUUUUGUAUUCUCUGCUGCUACUUCUGGUGAAGAGUACAUUGUAUUUGAUGGUAAUGUUGGUGAUCGUAACAACCUUAGUUUAUGGAACAAUGGUGAUAACUUGAUCAAAGCUGUUGCUGAUGCUAACAAGAACACUAUUGUCGUUAUUAACUCUGUGGGUGCUGUUCUUAUGCCUUGGAUCAGCCACCCUAACAUCAAGGCUGUUCUCUGGCCUGGUCUUGCUGGUCAAGAAUCUGGUAACGCUCUUGCUGAUAUUGUCACUGGUGCUGUCAAUCCAUCUGGUCGUCUUCCUUACACCAUUGCCAAGCAAGAUUCAGACUAUAAUGUCAAGCCUGAUCCUAACUUCAACAUUUCCUACUCUGAACAAUUGAAUGUUGGCUACAAGCACUUUGACCAAGCUGGUAUUGAACCUUUGUUCGCUUUCGGUCAUGGUUUGUCCUACACCAAGUUUGAAUACAGCAACUUGAGAGCCAAGGCUACCAAGUCAGAUAAAGAAGCCAAGGUCAAUGUGUCCGUCAAGGUCAAGAAUGCAGGUCCUGUUCCUGGUGCUGAAAUCGUUCAAGUCUAUCUUCAAUUCCCUGAUAGUGCUGGUGAACCCCCCAAGAACCUUCGUGGUUUUGAAAAAGUCUUUUUGAAGAAAGAUUCCUCAGAAACAGUUAAAUUUGAACUUAGUAAGACUGAACUCAGUAUCUGGGAUGUUGAUUCAGCUUCUUGGGUUAUUCCUUCUGGCAAGUUCUCUAUUCAUGUUGGCGCUUCUAGUCGUGAUAUUCGUCAAACUGCCUCCUUUUCUCUUUAAAUCAAACUCUUCUAAUUAUGUAAUAAUAAAUCUUGAAGCUAAAAUAAAUAUCCAUUCAUGC
Messenger RNA from Gilbertella persicaria, 2243 nucleotides. RefSeq names its product glycoside hydrolase superfamily. The coding region runs from base 14 to 2182 and encodes 722 amino acids. Gene Ontology annotation, biological process: glucan catabolic process. The transcript is spliced from 4 exons. NCBI's taxonomy places the organism in Eukaryota, Fungi, Mucoromycota, Mucoromycetes, Mucorales, Choanephoraceae. Gene Ontology annotation, molecular function: beta-glucosidase activity. The record is from RefSeq and is a predicted model, not a curated record.